Molecule: messenger RNA, 812 nt
Organism: Dothidotthia symphoricarpi CBS 119687
Lineage: Eukaryota; Fungi; Ascomycota; Dothideomycetes; Pleosporales; Dothidotthiaceae
Exons: 3
Coding region: 1-732 (243 amino acids)
Source: RefSeq, a predicted model, not a curated record
AUGAGCACAGCGCAACUCCAGAUUGCGGGUGCCGAACGAAACAUGGAUCAAACCGAACUCCAAGAUCGCGCAGUGGAGCAUCCCAACACCUCAGUACUACCGGCAACCAUGACGGAGUUGAAAGCCCCAAUCGCAGAGCUGCAGCUCCUUUACAUGUCUGCCUCCCCGCCUACUACGUUCCACGAUUGGUCGCGUCUUCCAGUGGAGUUGAAGUUGGAAGUCUUGGCUCAUCACCUUACCUUCAACGAGAAGAUUGACCGACAAUUUCAUCCUGGAGUUCUUUCGAAUCAGCUCGGACACAUCAUCGGCACGAAGAAUCGAGAACUUGUUACUAUGGCUCUUGGAACGUAUGAGUUGAACUAUGCAUUGCAGGUUCUGUUAUACCCGAAGCGGUCAAUGGCCAGAGACAGGCAAUCAGUUGGCCACAUUAUCACGAAUUCCGACAAGCGCACAGAAUGGGGAGCUUCUUUUCAGAACCUACAAACCUUGAAGAUCACAUUCGUAGUCUAUAGACCCUUCUCAAAGCUGAAUCACUUCUCUCCCCACAGCUGUCUUACGCCUGAUCGUACGGAUGAAAUACUUGCCUGGCUUUCAAAAUCCGAGAUUCAUCUCAAGGCGAGAACAGUGAAAACCCAUAUAAUUGUGGGAAGUAAUGGGUUCACCAUAUCUAACUGCAUCUGCCUGAAGCCCAUCGAGGACCUCAUUACGCUGAUGGCGACGAAGCCGAAGUAAGGGAGUAGCACACAGACGGAAAAGGACUUGGAUCGAACUUGAGAAGAAGGGAUUGGUCGAAACAGCGAACUUGAAACUAU